UUUAGCAGACCUUUAUGGUAUGCUCAGUUAUCAUCAUCUAAUGAUCCUGAUUAUCCUAAUAGGUUGGUAAAAGUGGCUAUGUCUAAACUAAGAUUUAUUCAAUCAGAAAAGCUAAAUUUUAAUAUAGCUAUUUCCAUUAUUAGUUCACGCAUCCAGCUUGAUAUUUCUCCUCAAUCUAAGUUUGCAACUACUUUAAUUUCAAACUAUAUGUAUUUGAUGAUGUAUGUAUCUGAAGAUUGUCAAACAGUUAUUAAACAAUCUCCAUCUGAACCUCUUUUGGCUAUAGCAGCAGUAGCAAUUAUGAAUCAGGAUAAUGUUAGAAUUAAUGACAUUCUUAACUAUCUUGUUCAGAGAAUCAGAAAGGAUAAACAUGCAGCCACUCGUCUCUCUUCUUUGAGUGUAAAGUUUGCAGAACCAAUGAGGAUUUUUGACUAUUUGAAAUCCCUAGUUGUUAAUAAAGUUUUUGAAGAUAUAUGGAAGAAAAUAGAAAAUACUGACUUAACAAAUGGAUGGAUUCAUUUCAAUCAUUUUGUUAAAAUCACAUAUACCCUAAUAAAACUUAACUUACUUGAGUUUGCUAAACAUAGAGUUGCAGCUUGUUAUAAAGAACUCCAGAAAGGUGCUGAUUUAAUUAUUCCAGUUUUGAUUAAUGGAAAGUUACAUCUAAAUAAUGUUACAUUCAUAUUGGUACAAGUGAAAAAUCACUCAAAAAAGACAUCAUAUAAAAUAGAAACUACUCUUAAGCUUACACCUGAAUAUAUGGAAAUAGAAGAUUUUAAAGAUUUUAAAUUACCAUAUUUGUCAUUAUAUAUGCAAAUUAGUAUUGAUCAACAUAAUCAUGAGGUUUUAUUAACAAGAAAUAGAAAUCAAAUAUCUGUUGUACUUUUUGGGUUGACUAGAAAGUUAUAUAGUUGUCUGGAUUUGAAAAUGGAAGAUGAAACAUUUGAACUUGAAAAAUCAUUGAGUAAUUUACGAAUAUCAUCUGUAAAUUUGAUGAAAUUGAUUAAAAAUGAAAAUAAGAAAAAGAUUAUUCAUCAUAUGCAGCCUCUUGUUUAUAAUGAGAAAAUAUUGAAGAAAAAGAGAUUGAAAUAA
Funneliformis caledonium is the source of this 1092-nucleotide messenger RNA. The record is from the annotation of a GenBank genome assembly. Lineage: Eukaryota; Fungi; Glomeromycota; Glomeromycetes; Glomerales; Glomeraceae.